GAUAUCCUGCCUCCCUCUAUCGACCAGGAGAAUGUUGAGGUUUAUGCCAACUUCAAUCAGCUCUUCAAGAUCAACCCCGAGACCUUUGAGGCAUGGAUGAGCAUCCUAAAGAAAACUCCCAACAGCGUCAUCGCUCUCUUAAACAUCACCGGCUCCCCUCUAGGUCCCUGUUGUCCUCUCCAUCCCCUUCCCUCUUGUCCACCACUUCUUCUCCUGCUCCUCUUCCUCUUUUCUCUUCUCAUCGUCGUCUUUGUCGUUUUCUUCAGUUCUGGAGCAGAUCUGUUUCUCGACAACACUUUCUACAACGCGGGAACAACAGGAAGCGAUGUCCUCUAUGCCGGCGUUCCUGUGAUCUCACUGUCGGGAAGGAGAACUCUGAGCAGGAUGGGAGCAAGUCUGGCUGCAGCGAUGAACUUCUUCGAUCUUCUCGUUCGUGACCUCGACGAGUACGUCGACCUUGCCGUCCGCCUUGGGCAGAACCCGCGCAGACUAGCGGAGACGAAAAUGAAGCUUCACCGCCAUACCCGACUCGGCCUGCUGUUCGACGCCGACCGCUGGGUUGUGGCUUACGAGGCGAUGCUGGCGGCGAUGUGGGAUGCAGCGAUCGCGGACGGUAUUCGUACGGGGGGAAGAGAGGAGGAGGAGGGAAGGAAGAGGAAGAGUAUCGUGAUAUCCUCUCACGUGCUGGACCCGGGCUGACCUAUCAAGUCGCUUCAUGUGAACUAGUCUACACAC
Messenger RNA from Guillardia theta CCMP2712, 735 nucleotides. RefSeq lists its product as hypothetical. The transcript is spliced from 10 exons. Gene Ontology annotation, biological process: protein O-linked glycosylation. The record is from RefSeq and is a predicted model, not a curated record. Bases 97 to 699 code for a protein of 200 amino acids. Gene Ontology annotation, molecular function: protein N-acetylglucosaminyltransferase activity. NCBI's taxonomy places the organism in Eukaryota, Cryptophyceae, Pyrenomonadales, Geminigeraceae.